AGUGGGUCACAGUCUGGCCCUUUCUCCCGGCACUUUCGCUGAUGUGCUUUCGUUCCGGUCUCCAUACAAUGCCUUUCUUUUGGCAUAUUUCGAUCUUCGGAGCUCAAGUUCGUUCCCUUGACUAGAUGGAGCUGCGGAGCUCUCUCCGCGUGAUUGGCAAGGACGAUUUCGUUGCAAUCCGUUUAUCUUGUGUCGGUCGGUCUUUCCUGCGGCUCUCAUGUUCUUCCUCGUAUAUCUUGAGCGGAUUGUCUUAAUUUCAAGAAGCCACCGAUUGUAAGUUCAUUCUGAGAUGCAGUCAGCUGAACUUCUUUAAAAACGGAGGAUUUCCUCCCGGCGCAGAUUCGAUGAGCUCGGCAGAUUUCACGAGAACGACUGCCCCCGCUGUCAGGUCUAAGUCUGUCCGAGGAACCGAAGAGGGAAGCCCAUGGAGCAUCGACUCGAAAGAUCGUGAUGUUCAAAUUAGAGUAAUCCGGGAAGCGCAGGCGAUGCGAGCAGUCAUCGCAAGCUUCUCGCUAAGGCACCCGCCGGCCAGGCGCUUUUAGGCUCAUGACCGGAUCGCGGAACAUCCAAAUCGUGUGACGACAAAUCCGACCCACUGGGCGAAAACGAAUCCGCUCACCGACAAUCGGUCAACUCGACGACUCGCUGCGCCAAAUCGAACCACUCGAGCUCGCGACGAUAUCUCCAACCGUGGGCUCAAUUGAGUCGCGGCCCACCUCUUUCCCUCUCGCUCCGCCAUCGCUGCCCAGACACAAAUCCCCUCGGCCCCUCCCCUCCCCUCGCCUUCCAAUCCCUCCGGAGCACCAGAUCACGGCGGCCGAGCCGGGCCCAGCGCCACCCCCAUCUCCAAGGCUAGGCCGAGCCGAAACGAGCCGAGCUGAGGUAUGGAGUCGAAGCUCCAAUGAGCUUCGGGCGGAGGACGGUCAUGGGAUGGGGCCCACGAUCGGAAGUGGCAGGAGAGCUGGCGAGGGGGAGGGCGCCAAGGGUCAAGGGGGAAGUACUCUUGAAGCCGAGACGAACGAAGAAAGCUUCGAGGGAAUGAGCGAAGGAACGAAAGAACGAAGGCCCAGCGCAGGGUAUUGAAGGGAAUUGAAGGGAAGUGAAGGGAAGGAGCUCGAAUGUAGCGGAGGGUCGAAUAAACAAGGAAUAGAGAAAGUGCGGACGCUGUACGAGGAGGAGGGGGAGGAGGGAGGGGGAAAAGGGGACCCGCGGUGGGAGGGGGAGAAGAUCUGGGGAGGAAUAUUCGGGUUCGAAGGAACACGCACAAUGAAUGCACGAAUGAUCCGACGAAUGAUUCUGCGGGGCUUCAUGUGACUGUGAAUGAUGCCUCGGGUACGCUCGCGCGCAGUGCAUUUGCACAUCGCUCGACGCCGCGAUAAACCAACCGCCAUCGUUGACGAUGCAGGCCAUAAAGCUAGGGUGAUUACGGCACCUUCUGAUUCUUAAGCUCUGGCCUGUAUUCAACCUCGCCCACUCGUUCAUGCAGUGACAGAAUUUUUCAUGCGAUGGAUUGAUUCUCGUCUAACCUCCUCCUCCUCCUCCGCCGCCUGCUUCCUUCCGCCCCCCGAACUCUAUCAAACGGAAAUUCUUGACGCGCAAUCAGCCUCACCUACUCUCAGAUCUCAUGAGUAUCAUGGAUGCAGGGAGUCGCAAACCCCGUAAUGACGUGAAGCAGUGGGUUCUGCGGGGAAAGUGGAAAGAGAAGUUGAAGGAGAACGUCGUGCAGAGAGUGAAGCGGGAGAGAAAUCAGCUUCUCUGGGAUAUUCGACUGGUUGCUGCCCCUGCCACAGCCAACUCAGUCACAAAUGACAUCGUAGGAUCUGCAUUUGAGCAGAUCGUCGCCGACGAGCUGCUGAAGGUGAAGCAUAAUGAAGCUUUCCAAGGACAGGAUGGACAUGAUGUCAAUACAAAGCAGGAUGGAGAGGACAUGCUUUGGGAAUAUGACGGUCCUGAUGCAACAGCUGAACUCGGGGAUGAAGAGUACGAGGCACUCAUGCUUGCUAUGGAGCACGCUUUGUAUGAAGACUUGCAUUCAGAGCGUGUGGGCAGAGGUACUGGUUACUCUUUGAUGAGAAGUUUUGUGAAGAGCAUGACAAGCACCGAGAGUGAGGCCAGUAGUUUUUACUUCCGAGUCUAUAAUCCAAUGCCAAAGCUGCUAUUCUUGAAGAGUAUGAAGCCGCACAUGCUUUUGAGGAUGAAUCACUUGCUGCUGUAGUGGAACAUUGGCAAGAACACGAGGAGGGGGGACUUCUUUGUCCGCUUUGUCGAACACGGCGCUUGCAAAAGUCCAAUCGUGUAAUAUAUUGUGGUUGUGGAGGCUUUCGAAUAGAUACCAAGCAUGACCAGGUCGGUUUAGACUAUUUGCAGAGGCGCUUAGCAGAAGUUCUUCAGGAGCAUAUCGAUUCUAGCUGUCGUGGUCAAGCCACUUUUUCUAUACAGCAUCGUUUCGGCAUAGCAGCCCUCUACAUGCAAUGUGCUGUUUGUGAUUGCUUCCAGUUGGUGCUGUGACAUAUGCCAGCAAAUGGAGGACCGUACAUAGACAAUCUUUUAGUACAGGAGGAAGAAUGCUUUGACCAAGUGAUCUUCCAUAGAUUAGGUUGUAGAAAGACCACUUUCCAUGUGGUAAAUCCAAAAGAAGCACUGUUUUGAACAUUGCAAUGAACAGAGUACAUUUCGUUUUUCAUGAUCACAAAACUUUGGUACUUGCACGUG
Messenger RNA from Marchantia polymorpha subsp. ruderalis, 2712 nucleotides. The record is from the annotation of a GenBank genome assembly. NCBI's taxonomy places the organism in Eukaryota, Viridiplantae, Streptophyta, Marchantiopsida, Marchantiales, Marchantiaceae.